Molecule: messenger RNA, 573 nt
Organism: Drepanopeziza brunnea f. sp. 'multigermtubi' MB_m1
Lineage: Eukaryota; Fungi; Ascomycota; Leotiomycetes; Helotiales; Drepanopezizaceae
Source: RefSeq, a predicted model, not a curated record
AUGGCAUCUCCCGCCCGCUCGUCCGCGCCGGGGAUCCGCCCGCUACCGGAAUCGCCCAAGGAGAGCGCCAUUUCUAGGCUUCUCAUCACACCGCUCGCGUUCCUCUCGUUCAUCCUCUCCCUCGCGCUCGUCGACUCGCGCAACCACUCCCUGCGCACGCACUCGCACUCGCCGUCGCGCGCGCCCCCGACAACGCUGCUCGGCCGCGUGCGGUUCCUGCUUCACGGCCUCAUCUUCAAGGAGGUGAGUGGGGGUCCCUAUUCGUAUGUCAGGUCGCCGGAUGCUCGGGAGAAGGAGAAGGAGAAGGGGAGUCCUGGGGCUGGGGAUCGGGGUGCGAAUGGGAAGGGCAGGAAGAAGGGAAAGGAGGAGCCGUGGCAUUGGCAUACGAAGCAGCGGAAGAUGAUGCGGGCGGAGAUGGAGGACGCGUUCAAGCUCCGGAAGUGGGUGGUGGUGUUCCUGGUGGUGGCCGCUGUGCAGGCUGUCGUUGGGGUGCUGCUGGUGUGUAGGUGGUUGAUGGGUGUGCGGACGAGGUGGGUGCUGAAGGAUGGAGGGCUUGCGAUGGGAGAGCUAUAA